This is a messenger RNA of Myxocyprinus asiaticus (Chinese sucker), 8985 nucleotides long. RefSeq names its product protein THEMIS2-like. The transcript has 6 exons. NCBI's taxonomy places the organism in Eukaryota, Metazoa, Chordata, Actinopteri, Cypriniformes, Catostomidae. The record is from RefSeq and is a predicted model, not a curated record. Gene Ontology annotation, biological process: T cell receptor signaling pathway. Bases 52 to 2094 code for a protein of 680 amino acids.
CACAGAAGAUCAGCUCAGUGUGUGUGUGUGUGUGCCACUGACAGUUGAAAGAUGGGGGACCUCCAGUCCUUGCGUGUCUUCAUUAACUGUUUGGAUCAACAGUCUUUACCCCGCAUACUACAGAUCUGCUCUGGGGUCUAUUUUCAGGGAUCAGUAUAUGAGCUUUCAGGAAGUGAAGUGUGUUUAUCUACUGGAGACCUGGUGAAGAUCAUUGGUUUAGAGCUCCUGUCUGUAUCUUGUGAGGAGAUUGACACAGGAACAUCAUUUGAAUUGCCUAUUCAACAUUCAGGUCAGUUCCGUCUCAUCGCGGAGGAUCUGCCAUACAACACAAUAGAGGAAAUUGUGGGUUUGUGUCCUGUAGGUGUGGAUGCCUUUGGCUCUUUCACUUUCAUUAGCAGCAGUGAGCUGACUGUGGACAAUUUCACGCUACCUGCUGGAAAGCAGUUGACCCUGCUGUCAGUGGAGCUUGAUGAAGAUGGGGAAAGACGAGCACGGUGUCAGCUGGUUGGGCAGAAUGUGGCCUCUGCAGAGUUACUCCUUCCCUUAUCCCUCAAGGGGGAUUUUUAUGAGUGUGAAGGAGACCGUAGUUACUCUCUACAGGAAAUUACAUCAUCUGUCAGGCUGAGUAGCCGUCGCUUCCGCAGCACAAAUGUGAAGAACAGUGGUGGCCCAUUGAUUUUCAGCCCAGUUUAUGAAAUUAAAGCCAUUAUGCAAAUGAGGAAGGACGUAGUCAAGUUCCCCUCCAGCCUGGAAGUGGAUGUCCAGGAUGUGACCGAACAGUUCCAGAAUUUUGUGUUCAUAACUCCUCUAUCAAUGGCUGAGGUUGCAAGUCAGCCAAAGGAGUCUUUCCCCACUAUGGCAGAGAUCCUGGACGGGCCAGAGGGUAAUCAGUUUUUUAAUUGCAGCUGGUUCCAAGAACUGCAAAAAGGCAGGCAUCUAGUGUUGCAUGGGUGGGGUGACACACCAAUGGUAUUAGCCUCAACUCCAAAGGGGAGGAAGGGAAAACAGUACUUCCUAAUCUCACAGAGAUAUGGUGGACAAAUGAGAAGGAGGGCCAGGGAAUUUCGAUCCGUCUAUGAGCUGUUCUUGGCAUCCUCUCAGUCUCCGGGAUUGAAGGUAAGUGUGUCGCAGGACUGUGAAGAGGCAGAGGAAGAGGGAAUACCUGCCCUCAGUGUUGGUGAGCAUCUUGAGGUUCUUGGGAUGGCAUCGGUGGACAGGCACAAGGACGAAUCUGGAGCUGCUCAGAAAGUAGAGAGUCUAAUUUGCAAACGGACUAUUGAGGUGGAGGAUGAGGAUGAUGAAGAUGAUGAGGAUAAUAGUGAAGAACUUGCUCUGCCACUGUUCAUGGCAGGCCACUUUGUGGAAAAGCUUUCAGAUAACAAGAAGUACAGUUUAACAGACUUGAUGAACAGCUCGUUGCCUCUUGAUAUCAAAGUGGUGACUCGAGAUAAAGAACUAGAGAAAGAUCCCCUGAUGGGGUUGCCAGCGCUUAAGCUUGAGGAAACUUUCAAGGAGACCACGGUGUUGACCAGCCUACCCAGUAAACCAGAUUUGUGCUUUGAGUUGCCAGUACACUGGUUACAAAUGUCUCUCUGUUUUACCUCCGAUCAUCUGCCUUGGUCCAUUGGUGAGCCCCCCAAACUUCAUGUAGAGACAGUCACUGAGGUAUCAGAGAACUUCUACUACGAAUAUCACAAACUUACAAGCAAAGCUGAGGAACCUCCUCCUCGUCCACCGAAGAGGAAGCCAUCUGCUUCAGAAGCACCUAAAAAGUCUCCCAAGUCUAGACCUUCUAUAUCAUUACCAAACCUAGCCAGCACAAUGACCCAACAACUUGAGGAUCUCUCGCUGGGCCAAACAAAGGCGAAACGCCCCCCUGCUCUGCUUCCUCCUGACAAUUCUCUAGUGCAGCCCCCUCCACUGUUUCCUAGAAAAAGCUCAUCAAUAGCAGAGAGCACCAGUCAGCCUAAUAUGUACGUGACAAGCCCCUCAAUGGCACAAAAAUCAGCAAGGAGACUCUCCGAUCAGGAUCAUGACUACGAGUCCAUUGAUGAAACGUUAAAAAACACCCAUGAUAGCAUCAUGCACUAUUAGAUCAAGGACAAUCUUCAAGCAAUGCAGAAGAAACCCCAGAUAUUAAAGGAGAUACUGGAAACUCCAUUGUGCCCACCCCUAAAUGUCAACACCAGAAGAUGACAUGUCCUGCAGUAUGACAAGCUAUGCUCCAUCUGAAACUAUUUUAAACAGCAUUUUUGCAGAUUCUUUUAUUAUUAUUGUGCAAGCACUUUUUAUGACCUCAUAUUAAUUGAGAGACACGGAAUAGUUGAUGGAAAAAAAUUUAUGAAAAGAUGUAAAUUAAGACAUGUUAUGCAUCAUCUAGCAACAUUUUACUAAUUUAAAUGCUCCACUUGAAUCCUCAAAGUUGUCAGAAUGCAAUGCUUAACAAAUGUAACAUUUAGACCACUAAAGAAACAAAGUAUGCUUUCAUAAAACUACUGAAGAUUAUAUAUAUAUAUAUAUAUAUAUAUAUAUAUAUAUAUAUAUAUAUAUAUAUAUAUAAAUAUAUAUAUAUAUAUAUAUAUAUAAAACCUAAUAUCAACAUGGUCUGUCAAAUGCUUUUAUAUAUUCUCUCAAAACUAUUAAUAUAAAUGGGCCAGAACAGCUAACAUUUUUCAGCAGAAAUGACACUGGGCCUUAUGACAUGAAAAACAAAAUGUGUAAAUGCAUUUUUAAGUUAAUUGUCCUAGUGAAUUAACAAUGACAUAAGAGACAAUUGACAUAAGAAUCGUUUUACUAAUGAUUUACAAACAAUUUGCUCUGUUCAUGUUUCAUGAACAAGGCCCAAUGAUUUGACUAUGAACUUAAGGCUUGCAGGUUGUUGGCUCUAUGGCGAACGCUGGUAAAACAGAUCUGAAAAGACUAGACUAAUUAGACUUCAUUGUCUGUUGAUCUGAAGUGGUCCUCAUCGAUGGUGGAGAAAAUGUGUCCUUCGUUGCUGAGAAAAUCCACAAUUUGCCUGUAUAAGGAAGAAGAAAAAAACUAACAAACAUGAGAAUCACACCGCACUAAAAAAGAACAUCAGCUUGUCCACUUGCUAAAUGUGGUUAGCACCACCAACAUGAGACUUAAUUUAUCUUAAUUGGGGGUUUUGAAACUGAGCCAGAAAUAGAUUAGAUUUAAAUGUUGGCUUGGAUUGUUUUUUUUGCUUUUUUUUUUCUUUAGGAGUGACAUUUUGCAUAGAUAUGAGCUGUUGAACAUCUAGUGUUUAGAAAUGAAAAAAAUACUUUUCUCACAGAUAUUGCAACAAGAAUCACAGAUAUUCAAGACUUUAGAGGAAAAUUUUACUGUUUCAGGGGUGUUCAAUUUAAAUUCCAAGAGGUUAUGCCUGUAAAUGGCCUUUUCAAUAAAGGGUCUAAGAAAUCAUAGCUUACACUGUUUUAGAGGCAAUGAUCUUGUAUUGCUAUGAAAUUAAAAAAGCAAUGUGCGUUUCAGGAAUAUUUAUAGUAAAUUUCCAAGUUGGCAGCAAUAGUACUUUGUGAAAGUAAGAAACAUUAAAUCCUAAACACUGCUACGUUGUCAAGCAAGCAAUUCAGUAUAAAGUCAAAAUAAUAUAGUUUUAUUGAUACUUGAUUUUUUUAUACAUUUUGAAUCAACACUUUUCUCACUUUGAUGGAUUUUUUCACUGAGCUCAAUCGCAAUGCAUCCUGGGAUUGCUUUAUCUUCAAAGAAUACUUCGGAUGCUGCCUUCGAAUUUGGCCAAAAAGAGGUAUCAUAUAUAGUGCUGGGUACCUAGUUCUUAUUCAGGCCAGUUUCCAUUAAAAAAAAUAGAUCAAUAAAAUAAAUACCAAAACCGUUUGAUUUGACUUUCAGUUGUGUUAACGGUUCUCAAACGUGCAUUCUUCUGCCAAUGCAGAUGCAACACUGUGCUAAAACUCACUAUUGAUUCAGCAGUGCAACCAAUGCAGCCUGAUUCCUGAACAAAUUACUCUUAUGAAUUGGUUCAUUUGAAUCUACACUGCAAAACAUACAGCACUUCCUACCGAAUGAAUGACUUUUAUCAGCCUGUUCUUAAUAUAUAUAUAUAUAUAUAUAUAUAUAAAAAAUAAUUAAAAUAAAAACUUAAUGAACCACAAAUCUUUAAUUUCAUCAUUUCCGACAUAAAUGAACUAAAUUCAGAGUAAUUACUGGAUGGUUGUUGAUAUGACAAUGUGUAGUUAAAGAUACAACAAAUCUCAGUGUGUAAUUAGUGGUAUUUUAUAAAAAUGAAUGAAAGAACAAAAAAUAAUUGAAAAUGUGUAAACACCGUUUAUAUGUUCUGUAAACAUUAAAUGUUCUCGUAGUUUAGUAACUGCUUUGGAUUGAUGAGAUUUCCAAAUAAUUAUUUCUCAAGUACUAAAAGAACUGAGGGGUCUGGGUAGCUCAGUGAGUAUUGACACUGACUACCACUCCUGGAGUCAUGAGUUCAAAUCCAGGGCGUGCUGAGUGACUCCAGCCAGGUCUCCCAAGCAACCAAAUUGGCCUGGUUGCUAGGGAGGGUAGAUGUAAAUGUAACUAUUAAGGAAAUGGAAUCGUCAAGACGAAUCAGAAAUGGUAAAUUCCUUACGAUUCACAUUCUUAAUCAUAAUUAUGCUGCCUACCUUUUGGAACCGCCUUUGCUUUGGAAGCGCACUGAUGAUGCCUUAAAAUGCUGCCUACAUAUGCAGCUCACUUGCUUUUGAACAAAGCCACAGUGUCAGAGGCUGCUUUGCCAUGACAACCAGUGUGCAUGUCUUUUGUCUGCAGUGUAUGUUCAUGCAUAAUUAUUGUACGAAGAAUGAUUUACUGUGCUGACCGAAACAAUUUGGGGUCCCGAUCUGGACUGCGGACCACUAACUGUUGACCUCUGCAUUAUUCCAUUGCUAUUAAAUGUUGGGGAUGGCUUAAUCACCGCCUCGGAUGGCACGUGCACAGUCUGCCGCAGUCUGUUCACUUUAAUGCCUAGGGGACACUACAUGACUCAAGCUCGUCUCCUUUGAUGUUUUGAGUCGGCGACUGGUCUGCGACAAGAAGUCUCAGAUCUCACAACGAACGAUCUUAUUGUGUGCGCACUCCUGCGACAUGCUGAGACUAGUCAAAGACACUAAGACUUGAUAUCAAGACAUCUUGUUGUCAGGUGUGAGCACUGUCUCAAAGAGUGAGAGACUGUUAUGAGCCAAAACCAAUGAAAUAUAGAGAGAGCGCAAGAGAAGGGCAAGGGAUAAGGAAGCAGAAGACAAAAAAAUAAUUAGAAAAUAAAAUAAAACAUGACCCAAAUCUCCCUACCCGCAGUCUUUAUUAUUUUCAGCUGUUUUUUGUUUUUGUUUAUUUAUUUUCUCCCCUUUACUCCCCAAUUUGGAAUGCCCAAUUCCCAAUGUGAUCCAAGCCCUCGUGGUGGCAUAGUGACUCGCCUCAAUCUGGGUGGCGGAGGAUGAAUCUCAGUUGCCUCUGCUUCUGAGAGCGUCAAUCCACGCAUCUUAUCACAUGGCUUGUUGAGCGCGUUACCGCGAAGACCUAGCGCGUGUGGAGGCUUCACGCUAUUCUCCAUGGCAUCCACACACAACUCACCACGCACCCACCAAGAGCGAGAACCACAUUAUAGCGAACACUAGGAGGUUACCCCAUGUGACUCUACCCUCCCUAGCAACCGGGCCAAUUGGUUGCUUAGGAGACCUGGCUGGAGUCACUCAGCAUGCCCUGGAUUUGAACUCACGACUCCAGGGGUGGCAGUCAGCUACCCAGGCCCCAUUUUCAGCUAUUUUUAUAAAUUUUUUCCUUUGCAAAUAAUCGUAAAAUGGGAGCGAGCUGUUCUUUCAUGUUUGCUGAAAAAGGAGAGCAAGGUAUUGGUUAACAGGAGACAAAAAUAAUUAGAAAAUAAAUAAAAAAAUGACCCACAUUUCCCUACUCACAAUUUUAAUUAUUUAAUUUUUCCAUUGCAAAUGGUGCUAAUAAGAGCAAAAACGGGUGCGAGCCGUUCUUUUGUGUUUGUUGACAUGUUAUCAAGAAUAAACUGCACGAGUUUGUGAAUGAAUUUCGUAACCUUAAUUUUAAAAUGCAUUUUGGGUGGUCCAUUUGAAACAGGGCGACGCUAAAGGCAGCUACAACAGCCAGUUUUUCCACAGGUAUCGUGCAGAUUUAAAGGGAAAUAAGCGUACUAUCAGAAAAUUUCAAAAAGGGAAUGCAUGAACAUACAAAAUAGGGACACAGAUAUGAGCAGCAUGCACACUAGAAGCUCAGUUACAGGUACUGCACUAAAAUAACUCAAAAUUCUGCUUUAAAUGCCAUGCUUGCGAAUAAUUAAGAGAAACUGUGUGCUGGUUUUUAGUGCUUUCGCGUCUUUUAUUUUUUGUGCUUAUUAUCAUUCAGUAAUACACAAGUUGUAAAAAGAGAUGACCAUGUAUAACGGUGAUGUGUCUCGCUUGUACACGUGAUUGGAUCACCCAAAACGCAUUGUAUUACCAGUGUACACAUGGCCUCAGUCGGGAUGAAUGGUCAUGUAGUUGAUACACUAGUCCUGUAUUGUGCGCACCAGCAUGACGGAAAACAAGACUGAGUCGCAGAGCAUAGUGUACGCUUGGCUUAAGCUGGUGCCACACUAGCAGACUCCAAUCAACUCUAUUUUGUCCGAGGGUGUCACACAUGCAGACUGUUUUGCUGAGAUCUUGCUCUCUUUAGUAGGAGGAAUGACACACUUGCCGAUUAAAAAUGGUGGAGGGGUGACAAACAUAAAAAAACCUCAUCGCAACUCUGUCACUCAGAUUCCGUCAAAAUAAUAAUAGGAGUACCACGUGAGCAAAAACAAUUGCAACAGAGUGAUUUACGAUGUGAUUCUUGGAGUAACUUUACCUUGUGAAAGUGUGUGAUUGUGUAUUUAUCCCCUCGAGGCUUGUCUUAGAAUGCGUAUGUCCAAAUGCAACUUACAGUGAGGUAAGAAAUCACAUUCAACAAAAACAGACUCUUGUGGCUCCGCUUUCUGAUUUAAUUAGUCACUUAAAGUAGGAGAAAAGGCAGGAAAAAUGCUUGGUGACAGAAUCACUUAUGAAUUACAAUCAGUGUUUGUGGUGAUAUGCAGCCGAGUACGAUUGCAGAUGAAAAUGUUCAGAUCAACUUUUCUCAGUUCUUUGGUAAAAGAAGCUCACUGGUCACAUGACGAGAACACAAGACCCUGCCUCGGGGACAGAACAAUAUUUUUCAAGCAAGCUGGAUGUGUUUUUCAGUUUUUGAAGCCAUUAUCUCAGGAGGGAGUCCCGACAGUCAAGUGAUUAACGUCUUCCCUCUGAGAGACAUUAAUGCGCGCUUAGUCUCCCUCCGCCUGGCCGGUGAUUAUGUUAAUGAAGCUCACACCUGAAAAUCACUGGAAAAAUUGGCUUGACACACAAAACUGGGAAUACUUUCUCAUUCUGGCAAGCUAUUACACUUACUGUAGAUGGUUAAUAUCAGCAUUAUAUUCAUCGCCAGAGGGGUACUGGUUUUUCCCAAGGGUUUUUUUUCUCCAUUUACUAACACAGGGGUUGGCAACCUUUUCGACAUGGAGAGCCAUGUCUGUUUUGUUUUUUUCUCUUGUUAAUGGCCGUGCCGAUGUCUAUAACCAAAUUCUGUAUGUACAAUAUGUGUAUGAAAGUCCACUUGUGAAAAAAGCUAUUUUGCGUUUUAUUUUUAAUUUAAUAGUUUAUUUUUCAUUACAAAUUAUAUUAUCAACAUAACAGUUUGAGUGAAAAGUUUGUGCAAAACCCAAUGAUAUCUGGCAUGUGAAUUUUUCUACAGAGCAUCUUGUGACAGUGCUUUAAUGGAAGCAAGAAAAUCUCUCUUUUUGUAGAUGAGUUAAACGUUUAUGUUAAUGUUACUUAUUUGAUUAGUGAUUAAGAAAUUGUGCUGAAUCUUAAAUAUUUCUUAAUUUAUCUAUCAUUUUUCCAAAAUCACACGCGAGUAAUCACUAGCAUGCAAGCAACAGCGAGAGAGAAGCAGGCUAUUUUAUUUUAGUCCCUCACACCUGCAUGCCAACCGACAUAUUGAUGUAAUCCUUCCUCAUGAUCACGCAGUGUGUUUUCAUGAGCUGAAUGGGAGGCAAAACACUAUUAAAGUGUGACAAUACUGCGGUAUAGUCAACAGACAAGUACAGCGCGUGCAAGCCAUUCAUGCAUCACAAGCAACGCGGAUCAAUUCAGGCAGCGCUGCACUUUCAGUAAAUCGCAUGAGUAAACCAGUCUGCAAAAUCCUAAAACUUUAUCUCCAGGUUUAAAUUUAUAUUUUCAAUCAGACUCAGAUUUUUGAAUCCCACGAUGGGUGUUUAUGUCUUUCAAUCGUUUAAUCUACAGUAGUUUUGAAAGUGAUCAUCAUUUUGAUCAGGUUUAAUCUCAACGAUUGACAGUGUUGUCUUAAUUUCAUAAAGUUUUUUUUCCUAAGGAAAAAUAAACAAAUAAAACAUGAAAAUGUAGGCUGUCAUCCACUCAACCAUGCAGUGUAACUGAAGCAAAGCGAGUGCGUUUACUCGUGUGAUUCACCGAAGGUGCUGUCUGAACUGAUCUGCACUGCUGGCUUGUGAUGCGUGCAGCAUGAAUAGCUUGCACGCGCUGCCCGCGUCUGUUGACUUUAAUCAUGUUUAUCGUCCAAUUCAGCUUAUGAAAACGAUCACGAGGAAGAAUUACAUCAAGAUGUAGAUUGGAAUGCAAGUGUGAGGGACUUCAUAUAAAUAAAAUAAUCUACUCCUCUCUUGCUGUUGCUUGUGUGUAAAUGAUUACCCCUCCUGAACUAACAUCUUCUGGAGUUUUGUGUUCCUUGCCACAGCCACCUUUGCCUUGCUCACUGGGGGCCUAAAGACAAAUAAUUUUUAAGGCAUGAUUUUCAAUGAGAUUUUUCAUUUAAACUGUUUAAUGAGGACUAUAAGACAUAACAGACAUCACAGCAUAGUUUUCUGUACAGCUGCUUUGAAAUGAUGUGAAAAGCGCUAUACAAAUAAAAAUGACUCAUGAA